AUGUCACGCCAGGACAUCUCAGGACGUCUUCUCUACGUCACCCGACGUCAUUCACGACAUCUUCUCGAUGCCACUCCAGGACAUCACGCAGGAUCUCUGCCUGACAUCACCCUGGACGUUAUCUUACGUCAUAUCGCGACGUCACCAACAACGUCUGCCCGACGUCACCUUCACUGGGGAAAGCUGUGCCACAGAGAGGUGUGGAUAACAGAGGUCGCGGAAGUCAAAGAGAAAUAUGAUCAGGGUGUCCGGCAUAUGCAUGUUCUCCAUGUGGGGGACGAAGAGCACAAAACUCAACAACAAAGAGUGCAGUUCGGGACAGUGGUGACUAUGGCUGCCACCGGUUGGUUGUGUGACUCCGACUUCAUGGGAGGAUGGCCGUCUGUGUUCUACAUUUUUGGCGUUCUGGGUGUUGUAUGGAGCAUCGCGUGGUUCCUGCUGGUGUUCAACCAUCCACAACUUCAUCCUAGAAUAUCUGAAGAGGAACGAGAAUAUAUUUUACAUUACUGCGGCAAGAAAAGGGAAAAGGCGUUGCCGCUACCAUGGAAGGCGGUGUUUACAUCCCUGCCAGUAUGGGCCAUAAUCGUGAUCCACUUUGGUAACAACUGGGGCUUCUACACUCUUCUCACUGAGCUUCCUACCUACCUAGACAAAAUCCAACACUUCGACUUGAAGAGCAAUGGACUGUUGUCUGCUCUUCCUUAUCUCGUUAUGUGGAUCUUCAGCCUGGUGUAUUGCAGCAUUGUUGACAGGCUCCUCGCUGCUGGCAAGGUCUCUAACCUGGCCGUCAGAAGGGUCUCCAUGAGCAUCGGUAUAUUCGGGCCAAUGCUUGGUCUCAUUGCCAUGUGUUUCGUCAACUGCGACGAGAAGCUGGCUAUGGGAGUAUUGUGUGUGGCAGUCGGGCUCAACGGGGCCGUCUACAGUGGCUAUAUGUCCUCCCAUCAGGACCUCUCCCCUAACUUAGCAGGUUCCCUCUUAGGACUCACCAACACAGUGGCAACUAUACCUGGAUUCGUCUCACCAGUGGUCACCGGCAGCAUUACUGAUGGCAACGAAACAGUGAGUGCCUGGAGGACCGUCUUCCUCAUCUCGGCAGGAACGUAUCUGGUCACAAACACCUUCUAUUUGGUCUUCAUCUCUGCUGACGUCCAGCCGUGGAAUGAACAACAGCCCAAAAAGGUCCCGGACCAGAAUUACGAACCCCGUAGUGUGGUCCUGGAACAGGAGGAUGGUGAUACCAAAGAGAGAUAUUGACCGUCAGUGGAACCUUCCUAAGAUGAUGUACAGAUCUUCGUUUCAACUCAUCAGUAAGAUGUAGUGACAAUGGCAAGACAAGGUUUUCUACACUUCUGCAGUAAUCAUUAAAUAUGCAUAAGUUAUCGUAUUUUGCUCAGCAAAAGGCACAUGUUAAACUGUCACUGCUGAGAAUCUGUGAGUUGGAGAGACAGAGCAAUUUCCAAACAGUGGUAUUGCUUUAUUUUAUAGAGGUGAUAUAUACAAGGUAUAAGGAAGCAAUGGUAACACGCAUGUCAUCGUACACAAUUGAAUAAGUAA
Cherax quadricarinatus is the source of this 1554-nucleotide messenger RNA. The record is from RefSeq and is a predicted model, not a curated record. NCBI's taxonomy places the organism in Eukaryota, Metazoa, Arthropoda, Malacostraca, Decapoda, Parastacidae.